Carassius gibelio (silver crucian carp) is the source of this 2834-nucleotide messenger RNA. RefSeq lists its product as uncharacterized. The coding region runs from base 187 to 2334 and encodes 715 amino acids. The transcript is spliced from 6 exons. Lineage: Eukaryota; Metazoa; Chordata; Actinopteri; Cypriniformes; Cyprinidae. The record is from RefSeq and is a predicted model, not a curated record.
UGUGACGUCAUAACCCUGCGCUCCUGCAUCUGUGACUCGGCUGAAGAAAGUGUACUGACUACCGGGAGCUGACUGAGAUGCACCCACAGAUUUACUUUUCAUUUUGUCAAUUAUUUUAAUCUUUAACACGACAAAGUGUCCAAACACACAGAAAAACGGAGAUCCACGUGACACUCUGUUGUAAAGAUGGAGUUUAUUAAAGAAGAGAGUGGAGACAUUAAGAUUGGAGAAGUAUUCAGUAUAAGACAUGAAGAUACUGAGACACAAACAGAGUCUCGUCAUAACCAGUCAGCAACAGUGGAUGUGCCAAACCCCAAAGAAUCUUUCACCACCCCCAAAAAUUACUGCUACGUCUGCAAGAAACCUCAGUCUAAAAUUUCACGUCACUUCAAACUGCAUGAAAACAGCGAGAAGGAAAUUGCUUUUGCAUUCUCUCUCCCUAAACACUCCCAGGACAGAAAACGGUUACUUGAGAAGCUACGAAACAGAGGCAACUACCAACACAAUCAAGAGGUUAUAGAAAGAAAAAGAGGACCACUGAAAAUAAGGAGGCGCACCGGAAGGUCAGAAAUCGAACUGAGUGCCAAAACAUUUGUGCACUGUGUAUACUGUAAAGGCCUGUUUGUUCGCAAGGAGCUGUGGCGCCAUACACGGAGAUGCCCUUCAAAGAUGUCUGAAGCUACUGACAAGGCCAAAGUAUUAGAUUUGGCUGAUAUUGCGGAGUCAAUAUUCUCUCAACCAAUAUCUCUUGAGGUGUGGAAGAUCUUGGGAAAAAUGAAGAAUGAUGACAUUUCAUCAGUAGUUCGAAAUGAUUUCCUCAUACUUCUGUUGAGUCAGUGUCUUUACAACAAGCAUGGCGGUGACCCAACAAAAUCAGAAUACAUCAGACAGAAGGCUCGAGAACUGGGAAGACUCUUGCUAGAGUUGAGAAGAAAAUAUUCCAUCUAUAGCUUUGAAGAUGCUGUGAAACCGAACAAUUUUUACAAAGUCGUUGAGGCUGUGCAAGAUGUUGCUGGUUACGACGAAAACACCCAUUUGUAUAAGACGCCAAGUCUUCCACUGAAGUUAGGACAUUCACUUAACAAGAUUGGGGACAUUAUUCUCUGCAGGGCCAUCGCAAUAGAGGAUGAUGUUAUGACAAGAGCAGCAGAGCAAUUCAAAAGACUGUGCUCAAGUGAAUGGACAGGACAUGUCUCCCAUGCUGCUCUUGCUACUUUGAACAAGUUCAGCAAACCAUCUACUAUACCAUUCACACAGGACGUGCAGCUUCUCCAUCAGUACCUAGAGAAGAAAUCGGUUGAAGCAUUUGAAAGCCUGAAAAAUCAUGAGUCUUCACAAACAUAUGCAGAACUUGCCAAAGUGACGCUUGCACAAGUAAUAAUAUUCAACAGAUGUAGUGCAGGAGAAGUCUCCAAAAUGACGCUUGAGUGCUUUAAGAAAAGAAACCAGACUGAGCUCCACGAGGACAUGGCUCUAGGUCUCUCUCCAUUUGAACAAAAAAUGUCCAAGCAUUUCAGCAGAGUAGAAAUCAUGGACAAGAAAGGGAGAAAGGUUGCCAUCUUGUUCAAUUCUGAACUUGUCAGGGCCAUUGAAAUUAUUGUGGAGAAGAGAGAUGCAUGUGAAGUAGACCGGGACAACCCCUUCCUAUUUGGGAGACCAGAUUGCUCCCCCACCAGCUUCUUCAGAGGACAGGACUGCAUCAAGCUUUUUGCAACUCAGUGUGGUGUGAAGAACCCAGAACUUCUCGGGUCUCCACAGCUCCGCAAACAAGUGGCAACAGUGUCCCAGAUUCUCAGUCUUAAGGAUAACGAGCUGGACCAACUUGCCAACUUUUUGGGCCUUCAUAUUCUGGUCCAUAGGGACUAUUAUCGGUUACCAGAUGCAACUAUAGAAAUUGCAAAAAUCGCAAAUCUGCUACAAGCAAUGGAAAAAGGAGAUCUCGCAAGAUUCCAAGGAAAAACACUCAAUGAAAUUGAGAUUGAAGAUGAAAUUGAUCUGGAAUUAGACGAGGAAGAAAUAAGUGAUGAAGAUGAAGAGUCAGGUCCUGUCCAUGUUGUAAUGGGAAAAAGAAAAUUGUCACCAGAUGAGACUGAGAGCUCCACAGAGGCCAAAUCGAGGAGAAUUGGGAAAAGGCCAUGGAGCCCGAAUGAAGUGAAAGCAGUCAUGAAACAUUUCAAAGGCCAUAUUUCAAAAGGACUCCUCGUAACAACAGCAGAGUGCAAGCAGUGCAAGGCUGCAGAGGACCCAAUUCUAAGAGAAAGAACAGUACAGAAUAUAAGGGAUUUUGUGAGGAACCGAGGUUUGCGGUUGAAAAAAAACAUGUUCUUAUGUUAGGUCUUUUUGUUGACCCAGUGAGGUUCAAAAGAAAAGAUGUAUAGAAAAGAAAAAUGUAAAAACUGUACCUCUUAGGGGUACAACAGCUUGUUAUGAGUAAUCUUGAUCAGUUUUACAGUAUAUGGCAACCAUUUCUAAAAUAUUUGCACAAAUGUAAUGCUUACAAUGACCAGCAAUGUAGGUGCUUUGUAUAUCUCUGCCCUCUAUUGAGUGCUGCUUUGUUUUUCCACUGCAAAUGCUGAUUGCGUGAUUGCUUUUAAAACUUCUAUUAUUGUAAUUAUUUUAUGUAUUUAGUUUUUUUCAUUAAUUUUGUUUUAUUGUGCAAUGUGAAACUAUUAAAAAUACUUACAAAAAAAAAAAAAAACUCUACAAAGCAGUUCAAUCAAGAGCAGCAAGUUAUUCCAUCUUUUCAUUUAUUGUUGGAUGAACAUUAAUGAUACAGAAUGUCUAUUAAGUCCUACUGUACUGUAAGUGUAUAUAUAAUGUUAUACAUCAGGGGU